ACCGAAGCAAUUUCUCUGGGAGACGACUGCCACACCAGAAUGCCCCAGACAACUCUUUUACCGCGAAACUCACUCGUUCCCUUUUCCACUACUGCCUAAUAUUAUAACACGUUUCCUUUAUUUGGAUGGACAGGACGAUGGAGACGCUGAAAACAAGUGUUGGUACUUUGAAUGAAGAAGUCCUCAAGAGACUGUCCAAGAUGUUGGACAAUUCAUCUUGCGGAUGGAGGCAACUAGCGAAUGCUGUGGCCGAGCACCCGAAAUUCCGCUGCAGUGACAGAGAGGUGACCAACUGCUCACUUGAGGUGCUGAGUCCUGCAGGCAGCCCAGGACGUACCCUCCUGGCCUGGCUCGCUGAUCGCUUCUGCUCCCUGGACUUCCUGCUCCACUCCCUGAGGAAAAUCAACCACCUGGAAGCUGUGCAGUACCUCUCCUCCAUAGUGGUAGAGCUGAUACAGAUUACAGAGCAGCCUCAGUCCCAGCAGGCCACAGUGGGGGGUAGGAUGGUGUUGACCUGCAGAGCCUCUGGACCUCCUGGACUUAGCUACCAGUGGUUCAGAGACAAAGAAGAGAUAUUGGAUGAGACAGGAAGCACACCAGAGCUGGUUCUGUGUCCUUUAGCUCCGGUCCACCAGGGUAACUACAUCUGUCGAGUCAACUACAGAGAAAACUGUGUCUUCUCCCAGUGGGCUCAAGUUCGCUGCAUCCUCUCUGCAGGUAUCUCCCCUCUCCUCCUUCUGUUCUCCUUAUUUCCCUCAUUGUAUCUGAUCUCACAUGAAUUAAAUCUUGUGUCCUUAGGAUGCAGCAGCAGCCUGUUUCCAGGCUCAUUGAGUGGGCUGCAUAUCAUCCACCAGCCUCAGUCUCAAGCUGUGUCUGAGGGCGACACUCUUUUCCUGCAGUGUAAAGCAGAGGCCAACCCACCUGCCCAGUAUGAGUGGUACCACAACACAGUGGCACUGAAACAACCCAAGACAUGUUCGCUGAAGAUCCCAUGUGUGACCACAGCAAACAGAGGACCGUACAGAUGCAAGGUGUUCAACUUGUAUCACGAGGUGUGGAGUGACACAGCAACAGUCAGUAUUGGCCCCAGCUCCAUCACUGAGGCCUCCUGGGUGGAAGUUGAUCGUGGGCCAGACUCACAGAAAGUCCCCAGGAAAUAUGGAAUUCAUCAGUUACAACAGAUUGCCAAACCGCCAUCAUCAGCCAAACAGUUCUAUGCAACUGACAAAGUUGCUCUCCUGAUUGGCAACAUGAACUACGUCCACCACACUCAGCUGUCUGCUCCAAUUGCUGACGUCCACGAGUUGACCAACUUCCUCAGACAAAUGGACUUCAAGGUGGUUUCCCUGAUUGACCUCAACUGGCAGGAGAUGCACAGCGCUGUCACUGAGUUCCUCCUGCUGCUUGAUAAGGGAGUCUAUGGCUUGCUUUACUUCGCUGGUCAUGGUUAUGAGAAUUUCGGCAACAGUUUCAUGGUACCCAUCGACGCUCCGGCCUCCUACACAUCAGAGCACUGUUUGUGUGUCCAGAACAUUCUCACCAGGAUGCAAAAGAAAGAGACUGGACUCAACGUAUUCCUUCUGGACAUGUGCCGCAAAAGGAACCCACAUGAUGAUGUCAUUGUACAACCAGGACUGCUCAAAGUGACGGCAAAUAUAGUGUUUGGAUAUGCCACAUGUGUAGACGCUGAGGCAUAUGAAGUGAAAAGGGAAGAUGUGUCAAAUGGCAUCUUCAUCAGCUUCCUCAAACGCAGAGUUAGUGAAGAAGAGAAGGUCACGUUCAUGCUCGACAGAGUGGCUGAAGAUAUGGGUCGUUGUGCGAUCACCAGAGGGAGGCAGGCUCUGGAGCUGCGAAGUAACCUUUCAGAACGGCGUUGCCUCACCGACCGGAUACAGACACCUGACUGUUCUGCCUCCCAAUCAGCUCGAAACCUGCAAUGGGCUGUAGCUCAUGACCUACCAAACAGUGACUGCCUGCAGUUUGACUGUGGGGUCAAGGUGCAGCUUGGGUUUGCGGCAGAGUUCUCCAACGUCAUGGUCAUCUACACGCGGAUUCUUGAGCAGCCCAAAGAGAUUGUUUCCUGCUCUGCUCAGCUUACUGACUUCCCUGAGGAUGUUGACGUUGAUCUGAAGAAGAGUAACCAGGAAACUCUUCUUGAAGCCGGCAGUUUAAUAUUAAUUAAUGAAUAUCUUCUUUCACCGGAGGUCCCUAGUCUCUAUACCCGCGUCCGAAGCCUGCAGAGACUCAGGAAGGAGCUCAAAUUCACCAUCUGCCUCCAUUACACCUAUUCCAACAUGGAUGAGGAAGUGCAGGAAAGGCAAACAGUGACAGUUGGUAAACCACUGGUCUCCAAACUCAACCUGCAUGAACCCCGACCACCUCACGCUUCUUACCCCUCGUCCUCCAGCUCUGACUCCUUCAACUUUCCUGACUGCUCUUCCCUGACAGAGGCCUUUGCCUCAGUUAGUUCAUCAAAUGCGUGGUCAUAUGAUGAACUAACUGCCACACAGUCCAAUGCCAUUGGCUCUUCACCUUCACCCAGAAGUGCUAAUGUACCAGAGGAGAUUGACAGCUCUGAUUUUGUUGAUGGGCCUAAACCUCUUGUCGCCAGCAAAAGUUUGCCUAUCAGCCAAGUGAAUGAGACAAACUACAAAUACGGUGACAUGAACGACUUUCAUUCUAACUAAGGAUAAUGACACCCCUUUAGUAUUUCUGAUCAAGCAUGUGGAUUUGUGUUUUAGUGAAAUAAAUGAUUACUACUACUACUAAGCUGACUCAGGACACUUGCUAUUGUAAAUAGUCAAUUUAUCUUAAUAAAGUUAUUUUUUACGGUUUUCUUAUCAAUUUUGUAAUAUUUUUGUUUUAUAUUAUAAUGCAUUUGAAGUUAUACACUGCUGAUCGCGUGUUUUAUGCUGUGCUUGGCAUAAAGAACAUAAAUAAA
Molecule: messenger RNA, 2941 nt
Organism: Labrus mixtus (cuckoo wrasse)
Lineage: Eukaryota; Metazoa; Chordata; Actinopteri; Labriformes; Labridae
Gene: malt2
Product: MALT paracaspase 2
Exons: 16
Coding region: 126-2687 (853 amino acids)
Biological process (GO): proteolysis
Molecular function (GO): cysteine-type endopeptidase activity
Source: RefSeq, a predicted model, not a curated record